Austrofundulus limnaeus is the source of this 384-nucleotide messenger RNA. Its product is annotated as bone morphogenetic protein 8A. Gene Ontology annotation, molecular function: cytokine activity; growth factor activity. The record is from RefSeq and is a predicted model, not a curated record. Lineage: Eukaryota; Metazoa; Chordata; Actinopteri; Cyprinodontiformes; Rivulidae. Gene Ontology annotation, cellular component: extracellular region.
GACUGGGUUCUGGCUCCGACCGGGUACUCAGCGUAUUACUGUCAUGGAGAGUGUAUUUAUCCUCUGGGCUCCUGCAUGAACGCCACCAACCACGCCCUCAUCCAGCUGGUGGUCCACCUACUGAAGCCGGAGGAGGUUCCGUCGGCCUGCUGCGCCCCCACCAAGCUCAGCUCCAUCUCCGUGCUCUUCUACGACGACAACAACAACGUGAUCCUCAAAAAGCACCGCAACAUGGUGGUGAAGACCUGCGGCUGCUUGUGAGACGGACCGGGUCGCACCAGAACCGCAAGUUUAUCUGAUGCUGCUCCAGAAACAAAACAACCUUUUUUUUUAUUCAAACUUAAGAUGAAAACUUUCUCCUGAUAGUUUAACUCAGUUUCAGAC